This is a messenger RNA of Oikopleura dioica, 1044 nucleotides long. NCBI's taxonomy places the organism in Eukaryota, Metazoa, Chordata, Appendicularia, Copelata, Oikopleuridae. The record is from the annotation of a GenBank genome assembly.
AUGUCCUGUAAAAGUGCCUUUGGAUCAAGAACUCCUCGUUUCGCGACAAAAGGUGUCCAUCCAGACUGGAAACUGCCCGGCGAUUAUUUGCAAAUCUACUACGAGCCUGAAGUGCACGCUGAUAGAAAGACAGAAUUUUACAAUGUUCAGACAGGUCCUUUCACGGAGGAUCAUGCUCGCAAACUUCGCGAUAGUCCAGGUUGGAAGAAAGGCUUCGACUUGUCAAAAGAAAUGGCGAUUCCGCAUUUGCUUUACAAACCGCAGUUUGAAAAGAACAAGGAAAUCGAGGCCCGAUUUGGCCCGGGAAUGUACAAGCACACCGACUUCAUUCAGGAAAUGAACAAAAAGCCAAGCUCGAAAUUGGCGCUCUACGACCGGCCGGAAUCAAGGAGAACUCCGAAAAACGAUACUCCUGGUCCAGGAGAGUAUACUCCAAAGAAAAGGGCAACAACGGUCAAAUCGGUCAAUGGGACCUAUGAAUUGAGUCCCACUUCGUUCAGGAGAAACGAAAUUAACCUCCUCGAUCAUCCCUCUCAGCCCUCUGAUCGAUCGAGCUCUUUCAAUCGAGAAACCAACCUCUUCCCGGGCGCUUUUCACAAAAAUCUUUCACUGAAGAAAUUUUGUCAAAGCAAGUCUCGAAACGCGGCCCUUACGAUCUCAUACGAAGUACAGUCGUUUACAGAUGUCCUGCAGAAAGAGAACAAAGGCAAGUUCAACAUGAACAAGUAUCAGUACAAUCCAUCAAGACUUGCCAGGCAUUUACCGCCAUCAGACAACCCAGCUCCGUCAGACUACAGCCCUCAUUCUUCUUCUACAACGACUGAUAAAACACCGGCGGGAAAACGGGCUCCAUUUUUGACAUCAGCACCGCGGGAGAGAAAAAACUACAGAAUGCCGUGCGAGGGAUGGACGGAUAUCAACAGAUUCUCGCGUUAUCAAUCCAAAAAAGUACUCGGGCCAAAAGUAGAGCCGAAGCAACCCAGAUUUGUGCAUCCAACAGCUGGGCUCAGCAACCUGUGUAGAAGACCUGAGUCAGGAUACUGA